This is a messenger RNA of Letharia lupina, 660 nucleotides long. RefSeq lists its product as uncharacterized. The record is from RefSeq and is a predicted model, not a curated record. Gene Ontology annotation, molecular function: deNEDDylase activity; cysteine-type peptidase activity. Gene Ontology annotation, biological process: proteolysis. The coding region runs from base 1 to 660 and encodes 219 amino acids. The transcript has 2 exons. NCBI's taxonomy places the organism in Eukaryota, Fungi, Ascomycota, Lecanoromycetes, Lecanorales, Parmeliaceae.
AUGAAAGAGGAUAUCGACACACUGAAGAAUGACUGGUUGACGGACAACCACUAUACGGCCACACCAAAAAGAACUUUCGUUCGGCGGGCUGACAGCGUCUACAGGUACCUCGAACGCGAAUACCUCAAUCAAUACAAAAAUGCCCACAUCGUCCUCCUCCGCCCAUCCAUGUCCUUCAUGCUCAUGCAGACCCCUGACCCUCACACACUCAAAGAAGCCCUCCCCAAUUUUUCGCGUACAACUCACAUCUUCCUCCCCAUCAACGACUGCCGCAAUCCCUCAAUCGCCGAAGGCGGCUCGCACUGGUCCCUGCUCCUUGUGAGCGUCGUCGACGGCGUGGCAUUUCACUAUGAUAGCCUCAACCCCGCAAAUAGAAACGAAGCUGGGUUGGCAGCGAGAAAGAUUGGUCAGUUGUUAGGAAGACAGCUCCAGUUCAUCGAUCUGGCGGAUUCCCCGCAACAGGAGAACAGCAGUGAUUGUGGGGUUUUUGUUUGCAUACAGAUGAGACAUUUGCUAUUGAGAAAGCUGCUGAUGGCGCAUGCGAAGGAGAAGGUUAGUAUGAGCAUGGGAGGGAAGAGUGUGGAUGCUACGCAAGGGAGGAAAGAGAUGCUGAGGAUUAUUGAGGGGUUUAGAAAGGAAGGAGAGAGGCGGAGGUCGUAA